This is a messenger RNA of Arctia plantaginis, 534 nucleotides long. Lineage: Eukaryota; Metazoa; Arthropoda; Insecta; Lepidoptera; Erebidae. The record is from the annotation of a GenBank genome assembly.
AUGGCGGAAUCGCUAUUUGAUAUUUUUGGUGACCAUCUCACAAGGCAGGCACUAAAAAAUGUUUCGCGCCAGCCUUUAUCCAAUAUAGAGAAUAUGGGCAAAACUCUAUCUUCAGGGCCCAUUAAACCUAACGAGCCUAUUAAGAAGUCGGAAGGCCCGAAGAAAUCGUUUCUAUCCAACACUGGUAAAGCGUUACGGAAUACACCAUCAAGGAAUGUGUUUACACCUCGAGCAGUUAACGUGGGCUCCAUGAUAUACAGUGAUGAAACUAGUGUUCAAGGAAUCUGUCCAGAAGAUAUUGAAUUCCACAGACCUCCAAACAUAUAUGACAAUUACCACCGAGAUCUAUUUGAUUAUCUCCCAGUGCCUGAGCCAGAAAUUAAACAGCCGUCCACACCACCAAAAACACCUCCACCCUGCACAAAGAGAUUCAGCAUGGAAUUUAACUGCUCUUAUCAGGAUGAGUUCUUUAAAGAUGACUUUUCAGUAGAAAGCAUUCAAGAUGAUGACCUAGGUCUUCCAGACUUAUAUUAG